This is a messenger RNA of Trichoderma virens Gv29-8, 1257 nucleotides long. RefSeq lists its product as uncharacterized. Gene Ontology annotation, molecular function: oxidoreductase activity. The coding region runs from base 1 to 1257 and encodes 418 amino acids. The record is from RefSeq and is a predicted model, not a curated record. The transcript is spliced from 3 exons. Lineage: Eukaryota; Fungi; Ascomycota; Sordariomycetes; Hypocreales; Hypocreaceae.
AUGUCUGGUAUUCUCUCGUAUAUUCCAGGUGCGAGCCUGCUCGUGGGCAGGCCCAUGGCCAAGGCCAUUGUUUUGCCAUCCGUGGAAAUCCAUCACAUUGAAACUCAUGCCGACAGGCGGGCUCGCUGUCUUAAGUACCUAUUGAAGGCGAAUCAUGCAAACUAUGCCAUACUUUGGAAUGACCUCCGGUUUGACAAUCACAAUGUUCACAUCCUCAGCUCGGCGUAUCUGCUCGGGGCAAAUGAAAACCAGCUGCAUGACAUUUACAAUAACGAGAUCAAAGACCUGGUGCCCUGGGAGCCGUCCCCUUCUGAGGUGAUUGAUGAGGACUGGAGAGACUUCCUUGGGGACAAAGAGUAUCAACGGGCCUUUGUGGAUUAUUAUGAGGAUAAGCUUGCCAUGGAAUUUGCGUACGAUUGGAAGCAGGAAUUGCAGCAUUUUCUGUUCAGUGGCGAAGAGCCGCUGUUUCAUGGCUUGAUAGGCGGCCGUAGGAAUUCCUUUAAGCGCCUUUUGCUUGGCCAUCCGCUCAUUCACCUUGGCUAUGCAUAUGAGGUGGACAGCAAAGAGGUUGCCAUGGAGGCGCUUGCCCUCACCUCUGUCCAAUACAACUUUUUCCACAAGUAUCUCGACAAUGGCUCGUAUACGAAGCCAUCUCCGCUGAAGUCGCGGUCGCCACUGGAUCUCCUGAUCCAGAUGUCCAAGGAUAAUCGUUUCGGCAAAGUGCCAGAAGAUCUUCCACUUAGCGACAUGGAAGCGUUUCUCGACAAGAACGAGUCCCUCCUCCUGGAGUAUUGGAACGGAUGGGAUAUUGACGACGACCCUAAGAAACAAUUCGAACUGUCCCAAGAGGCAGCCGUUGCGUUGCUCGUGGCUACCGUCAAGCCGGGAACCCACGCAUAUGACUUCUUCUUCGUCCACCUGCUAACCACUAGCCAUGCUGUACGGAUUCUUCUUCCAUUCCUGCCACCAAAACAUCACGUUACUCUCGUCAGAGAGUGGUGGCUAUUCGUGUUGGCCGUAUUCAUCAUCAAGGGCCGGCCAUUGCCAGAUCCUGACAGCGUCGAGAGUGACCUGAAGGGAAAGAACUGGAAAUACGUAGAAGACAAAGCAUUGAAUUCGGCAUGGUCAAAGGACGCACACUUUGUUAAAGCAAUACGAGCCAUAAGAGAGGCUGCUCGGACAUGGGGCGAUGUUCACGAGCGCUAUCUUCGAGCUGCGGUGACUUUUGUUGACAAUUUCCACGGCUGGGUUCAUUAG